Odontomachus brunneus is the source of this 3142-nucleotide messenger RNA. Its product is annotated as leucine-rich repeat-containing G-protein coupled receptor 4-like. Lineage: Eukaryota; Metazoa; Arthropoda; Insecta; Hymenoptera; Formicidae. Gene Ontology annotation, molecular function: protein binding. Bases 776 to 2620 code for a protein of 614 amino acids. The transcript is spliced from 5 exons. The record is from RefSeq and is a predicted model, not a curated record.
CCACCACCCCGCAGCGGUGCGGGGGGUCUGGGGGGCGAAGUUCCCUAGUCACAGCUAUGACAGAUUUCCUAACCUAACGCGCCGUCCACUUUGUUGGCUCACAUCUCGCUACUUGGUGCAGAACGACAAUUUUGUCAGACGAAAAAGUUGUUUCUCGUGCAAAAACAUUGAGGAAGAUUGAAGAUUUUCAAAAAAUCUAAGGUGAAGGCGUUAUACUGCAUAUUUACCAAAGUUAGCUGUCAAGAAUUACAAGAUUUUUACCAUUAGUUGUACGUAUUAGCUGUUACGAAGAAGUUGUCAAUAUUAAAGAAACUAUUAACUUGAGAAAUUGAAACAUGAUAUGAUACCCAUUUUCCUGGAAACAGAUUAGAGUUGUAUCAAAUCAAGAAUUCAUAUACUGAAAACAAUACAAAAAGUGCAUAGAGAUUAAAAAAAAAAGUAAAAAUUUAUAUUAUACAUAUAUAUAUAAUUAUUAUUAUGUAGACAAUAUUAUGUAAUUAAACAAUAUUAGCUUUUAAGUGUUGAUGUUCCUACAUAAACGUUAUUCAUUGUUUUGUUUUUCGCAUUAAAAUCAAUUUAUCAUCAUCAUCAAUUGAAGAAUAAAACCUGCAAGGUGAAAAAAAUAAGCGAGAUAAAGAUGGAAAAUAGAAAGAACAUACCAUUAGUUCCUGAGAUGUGAGAAUCUCUGCUGACACACACAGAUAAAGCUGCGAGUGACAGUCCGUCUGCAUAUUAUGUCAAAAAGUUAAUCUAUAUAAAAGGAAAUCGUCAGAGGAUGUUAUCCUUUAUUAUAUGUUUGCUGCCUCUAGCAGCAAGCGUGCCUAUAGAGCCGCCUUCAAAGAAUUAUUUCUUGGACAUCGACAAUGAUACCCUAAGAAACGUUCGCUUCGUCGGAGAGCCUAGUCUUCAGCUGAAUCUAUCGAGUAUGAAUCUCCAUACAUUGCAGAAGAACGCAUUUGACUACGUAGACGAUAUAGAAUCGCUCGACCUUUCCAACAAUUCACUGACUUCACUGCCUGAAUUCGUGUUCUCCAACCUAACGAAGCUGAAGAACCUGUGGCUGUCGAACAAUCAAAUAUCGAAUAUACGCACGCUAUUCGUUGGCUUGGAGAACCUACAGCUGUUGGACAUCUCUCAUAAUCAUAUCAGACACCUCAGAAGAGGUUACCUGUUCGGCCUGCCCAAGUCUACCAGAAUCCUCACCGAUGGAAAUAUCUUCUGGAGCAUCAGUACGGACGUGUUUGCCAAUUUUUUUCUUAAGCAUGCGGAAGCAACGAGCCAGGUGACAUCCGCCGACGAAGAAGAAAAAGAGGAAAUUGACAACAUAGUUCUUGAGGAACAAAAAAACCUCGAAACCUUGAGCAAAGACACUCGAGUAAAACUUUGCAAAUCCGAUGGUAUCGUAACGUCAUUGGAAAUCCUCCAAAAGGAUGAGAAACUCGCAGAAGGGUGUGCCCAAGUGCCACUCGACGCGGACAAGAAGGAAGUGAUGCUUCAGGAACAGAACAUCACAGCCUUUCAGGAAGGCUGGUACCAGCUGCAGUCUCUGCCGAUCGCCUCGUUAGAUUUGUCAAAUAACGAAAUCGCUGAGAUCAGGGAGGCGACGUUAAACGAUUUACCAGCAGGUCUGACGGAUGUGAACUUCUUGGGGAACAAAAUUCACAGGAUCUGGAGCGAGGUGAUCGAGAACGAGCAUCUAAAGAGUCUCAACUUCAAAGACAACCUGAUCGAGGAAAUCGAAGACAACGCAUUCGGAAAGACAAAGUUGCACGGACUGUAUCUCGUUGACAAUCAGCUGGAAAGUCUAAACUUCGUCUCCACGUUGCCGAAGACUUUAACGGACCUUGUUCUGAACGGAAACCGUAUAAUAUCCGUUCCAGAUGGUGUAUUUACCAAGUUGUCCCGCCUGAUCUAUCUAUAUCUUGAAGACAACAAGAUCGAAACGUUGCGGAAUAAUACUUUCCAGGGUCUAAUGUCCUUGCAUAAGCUAAUGUUAAUGAGGAACCGCGUGACGACAAUUGAACCAGCCGCCUUCAAAAGUCUGACAGCAUUGAGGGUACUCGAUCUAUCUCACAACUCCGUAAACAAUUUGCAUAAUGGCACUUUCGCGGAGUUGACAGCUCUGAAGGAGUUGAAUCUCGCUUGGAACAAAAUCACCGAGGCUUCGUUCGCCAAUCUUCCGAGUACUCUGAACUUCCUGUACCUCAAUGACAACGAGAUCGAAAGGCUUGAGGAAGGUAGCUUUGUUCGCACUCCUAGGCUAUCUUUGUCCUUGACCGGAAACAGAAUAUCUAGUAUAGCACGCAGUGCCUUCGACCUGCCCACUCUCAGGGACUUAUACUUGAAUAACAACAAUUUGACGACCAUCGACGGUGACAGCUAUGAAGGUUUGGGACAUCUAAGGCGCCUUUGGCUCUCGGAAAAUGAUAUCACUGAGAUCCGCAAAGGCUCCUGUAAGAAUCUCGGCAGUCUUUACAUUUUGGAUAUAUCAAGGAAUCCUUUUCACAAAUUGGAGAACGGUGCUCUGUAUGGCCUCAAUACUACUCCUAUGGAAAGUAGCUUGUACAUCUAUGAAAACAAUUUGAAGGAAAUGCAAGCCGGCCUCUUCGAAGACGUUUGAUCGCCUUAAAAAAUUCGUUCUUUGAUACAUUAUAUACAAUACGCUUCUGCAACAGAUAAAGAAUUGUUUAAUAUACACACAUAUAUAUUUAGUAUUUUAUAUUUAUCGUCUUCACAUAUAUUAUAUACAUAUUUUUCUUUUAUAUUACAAAUUUAUAUAACAUUUAAUUUAACAUUUAAUUUAAAUUAUAAGUACAAAAAGAGAGUUAAAUAAAAAUUAAAUUAAGUUAAAUUAUAUAAUUUAUAUUAAUUUAAAUAAUUCCCAGAUAGCACAAAAUCUUCAGAAAAUGUUCUAGAAUGUUUUUAGGAUGUAUAAAUGUUCUUAAAACGUCUUUAGAAUGUCUUUUGAAGAUUUGUACUGUAUGGGUUAAAUUAUGAAUUAUUCAAAUUAUUUUAACUUAAUUAAUUUAAUUUAAUUUAACUGUAAGUAUAUAAAAUAAAUAUACAAAGUGGAAUGUAAUUUGUGGUAUCAUCGAGUAAAGGAUUUUUCGUAUAGAAAUAAAAAAUGGAAGAUAUAAAAACA